This is a messenger RNA of Petromyzon marinus (sea lamprey), 2387 nucleotides long. The record is from RefSeq and is a predicted model, not a curated record. NCBI's taxonomy places the organism in Eukaryota, Metazoa, Chordata, Hyperoartia, Petromyzontiformes, Petromyzontidae.
CGAACCACACGACCAGCUGCAUUGUAGGCGAGGUAGUUAACAUCUCCUAACCACCACGGCGCCCCUAAAAAUAAGCAAGGGAGGAUAACGUUUUCUUCCUGAGGGCCAAAUAGGCUUAGCACAGCCCUGGCACGGUUUGGUUAGAGUGGAAACGAGGAAUGAGGUACCAGAGUCCCGUUCCUAUUUUUUAUAAAACCACCUUUUCAGAGAUCCCUGAGUUUUAAUCUUCCACGAAGCGCACGGUCCACCCUAAACCGCAUCCACUGCACAAACCGUGGCAGCAGAUGCCGAUACCCUGAUGGUGCACAGAACAAGACCGAUAACGACGCAAUGGCCGAUCCACAAAUGCGAGGGAGAUAUUUACAGCGAUACACUCCACUGCUCCUGGCACCGUUGCCUCGGCUGACCACCUGAUUGUGACUUUGCAGUUGUUGCUCUGCAUGUCAGACUGUCAGGGUGCAAAAAAAGAAGUUCAAACAUAGGAAGAGAAAUGGGAAGUCAGAUUUCACAGUGCGUAGGGCGGGGGAUAUCUUUUGCGGAAUUUAACCGAGGAGGGUCCAGUGAAGGCUCGUUGCGAUCACAGUAAUCUAUGGAUCUAUGGCAUUGGUUGCCAAAUCGUGGCUCCCGGGCAGUACAAGUGUUGCUUGAUUGAGACUCGGCAAAAAAGUUGUCUACUUUUCAUUACUCAUUGUCCUGCAUUUCCAUGAACUCACAGUGCUGUAUUUUCAGACUCUCAACUCAAUCGUCCACCAAGGUUGAUCUCGCGGUGCCGCUACGCAGGACCACGAGUGCCAAUGAGGCCUCGGUGUACCAAGUCCCACCACUCCUCCACUCCUCAAGUCUGUUGGCCAUCGCUGCGCCGAGACUCUUCGACGCCCUCGGAGGACCACCACCACUCAGGUUUCACCCACAGCGGAAAGUCCAGCGCGGGGAUUGCGUCCGAGAGGGGAAGGUUACCUCCGCCGCCGGAAGGCAGUGUGGUGCGCACCUCUCUCGCUUCCAGCGCGCCCCAGGCGCUCGACUCGUUCCUGCGCCGUUCGCGUCGCGUCAGCGGACAUGAGUGCGCGGCGUCUUCGACGAGCACGAAUGUGCAAGAGCGAGCGUGCGCAGAGACGUACGGUAGAUCGGCAUCCCAGGACGUCGACGAGGAUCUCUACGAGGAGGUGCAGCUCGCACCGUUGAUCAGCCGCAGCAGCUCCUUCGUGAUGAGGGAUACGUCGCCAUCUAUUGCCCGGUCGCAGUCGCUGGAGAGACUGCGCGAGAUGAUGGACUCCUUCGAUAACGUCGGCAAGAUGAAGAGGUACUUUGAGCGGCGGAGCGAGAGCGUCGCCAAUGCAGAACGCCGGCAACACCAGUGUGAUGACCGUGACCUACAUCGUGAUCGCCACCGCCGCCACCACUACGGAUGUCAUCAACAUCAAUUGGAUGAUGAUUGCAGUGGCGGAGAUCCCUCCGCUUCUGCGGACUCGUCCAGCCUAUCAUCAUUCAGCGACGUUUAUGGAAAAGGCUCAACGCGUAGCGAGCAGCGCCGCCGCAGCAGGGGCGUCGCAGGGGCCGACUCGCCCGUGGAGGAGAGGUCGUUGAAGUCACCGUACUUCCUGGGGGGUGAGGACAACUCUCCUGCACGAUGGGACCCUGAACUAGAGGGCAGGUUCACCUGGAACGCGAGAGAGACAUCCCCAGAUGAAUUCCUGCAGUUCAGGCCCCAUGACCCUGUCUCUUCUGGGCCGAAAGGGUCGAAGGGCAAUCGCUGUUCAACCUUACAAGACAGCGGGCCGCACAGAGACAGCUCACCAGCUCGCUGCUCCCCCAGGAGAGGCAGAAGUUCGAGCAGACGAGAUGAGCGUCACGGCUGCUCAAGCAAGAAAUUUGACAUUAGAUCUGAGGUUGGCACUUUUACUUUGAUUGUUUGCUUAGGAAAAGCCAUGCUGAGUCUCAAGACUCGUUUCCAGGAGAGUCCACUCCAGUAUUUUUUUUUAGUCGGGGGCGAUGAUUGCUAUGUAUAAUCCCAAUUGAAAUUUUUUACAGGUAAUUUUACAAAUUUGCACCAUGACGCCGGCACACAAUGGCCUGCCCUCACGAAUGGCAUCACGGCAUCAUUAACUUCCGCUGUGCAGCAGACAGCGUGUGUUGUCUAUGGUUAGCACACAUCGCAAUAGUAACAACCAAUACUAGCCGCUGGAUCCGAACGGUGAACCUCUGCAACGAGCGCUGAAAAUCCUAGCACCCGGCCAUGUUACCGCCCAAGGUGGGAGAUGCGAGCAGGGGACACAGCAGCAGUGGCCGUGGGGGAGUUGCAGCCAAGUCAAGACAGCUAUAGAUAACGCAUUACAGUAAAACCUUGGAUUGCGAGCAUAAUUCAUUCCGGAAACGUGUUUGUAACCCAA